GUGUGUGUAAUGGUUGAAAGGUUGUAGAGGUAACAUGAAAUAAAAUCAUAAUCUAGAACUUAUUUUCUUAAAAAGCAAUUUUGUAUGUUUUUUAAAAUUUCAAAAAGUAGUGAAUUAUUGGUUACUGUCCAAUUUUAACUUCUUUGGGUACUAUCAAGUUAUCAUUGGAAAAUUGUAGCUUGCGUUGUUGCGCUCCAUUUUGAUUCUUUUGUUGGUUCUUCAGUUUUCACGUUUGUACUUUUGCAGGUUCGGACUUAGCAGCUCUUCUUCCUCUCGAAGAUGGCUGAUACAAAAUUAUAUGAUGUUUUAGGUGUUAGUAGAAGUGCAUCAGAGACGGAAUUGAAGAAGGCUUACCGCAACCUAGCCAAAGAAUUUCACCCUGACAAAAAUCCGUAUGCUGGUGAUAAAUUCAAGGAAAUUUCAUUUGCCUAUGAAGUGCUUUCUGAUCCAGAAAAACGAUCAAUAUAUGAUAGACAUGGAAUUAGAGGAAUUCAAGAAGGUGUACCAGAUUUUGGUGGAGAAGGAUUAUUAUUUUCACAGUUCUUUUCUGGCGGUUUAUUUGGCAUGGGCAGUCGAAUGUUCAAUCAGAAAGGCGAAAAUACUUUUCAUUCUCUAAAAGUAACACUUGAGGAUUUAUAUAAUGGAAAUAAGACAUCAGUGCUACAGCUCAGUAAAAAGGUGCUGUGCUCCACUUGCAGUGGGAAAGGAUCGAAGUCUGGUCAGACAUAUUCGUGUCGGUCCUGUAAGGGUUAUGGUGUAAAAAUGACAUUUCGACAUCUUCACCCGUCAAUGGCGCAACAGGUUCAAACUCAGUGCACAGAUUGUGUUGGAAUGGGAUAUGUAAUUCUUGAAGAAGACCUCUGCCCUGGAUGCCGCGGCAAAAAGGUUCUGAAUGAAACAAAAAUCCUGAAUGUGAAAGUUGACAAGGGCAUGUGUGAUGGCCAAAAGAUUUACUUCAGAGGCGAAGGACAUCAGCAGCCUGACAUGAUUCCGGGUGAUGUAAUUCUAGUUUUGAAACUGAAACCACAUGAAAGAUUCCAAAGAUCGGACAAUGAUCUGUACAUGACUCAGAAAAUCACCUUCACCGACGCUCUGUGUGGCUUCACUCUGGUUGUGAAACACCUUGACGGACGAGACCUACUCAUCAAUCAUCCAGCCGGCAAAAUCAUCAAACCUGGUGAUAUUAAAGGAAUACGAGGGGAGGGCAUGCCUGUAUAUAGAAAUGCAUUCGAAAGAGGAAACCUGUAUAUCAAAUUUGAUGUUGAGUUCCCAGCGAAUCAUUCGAUCAGCGAAGAAAAUUUAAAGAUUUUGGAAAGUGUUCUGCCCGCUCGGCCGACUGCUGUGAUACCUCCCGCCGAAUUGCUGGAAGAGGUCGACCUGUACGACUACGAUCCAAACGACAGGAGCAACCAGCCUCCUGAGAACGACGAUGACGACGAGGCAACAUUUGAAGAGAUGCACGCCGGAGCCAUUCCUCCCUGUGCCUACCAAUAAACUAGCUAUAGGACAUUCACUUUCAACUGUCAGCAUUUUUUAUAAACUCAUAAUGUGUAGCAUCACCACUUCCCAUACAAUCAAAGCUGUCAGUUCGAAGUAAAUCUCACUAUAGGAUAGUUAUUGGUUUCAAAAACCCAAACGAGUGAUCGUAAUAUAAAAUUCGAAUUUUAUAUUACUAUUAUAGAUUUAUGUUGUGACUUGUAAAUAAUGUUUUGGUACUUUGGACAACAGUUUGGUGGGUUACAGACUAAUGUAAAGUUGAAUCAUAUAAUGUGAACACAAUAGUACGUAAAUUAAUUUAGACAGCUGAAAGCAUUCGAACUCAAAACUCAUUGAUAUUUAUUUACACUUCAUAUUAUUCUUGAAUAUUUUAAAACAAUGGUACUGUAAUCACAAUCUUCUUAUCGUGUUAAUUACUGUAAUAUUUGGAAAAAUAUCGAUGUCAGUCUAAAAAUAAAUGGCUUCUGCAACUUCAAUUUUUUUAGUUUCUAUCAUAAAUACGUAAAUUCAUUUAGGCAGCUGAAAACAUUUUAACUAAAAACCUCAUUGAUAUUCAUUUACACUUUAUUAUUAUUCUUGAAUAUUUUAAAACAAUAGUACUGUAAUCACAAUCUUCUUAUCUUGUUAAUUACUGUAAUAUCCAUUUUGGCAGCUGAAAACAUUUCAACUCAAAACCUCAUUGAUAUUCAUUUACACUUCAUAUUAUUCUUGAAUAUUUCAAAACAAUAGUACUGUAAUCACAAUCUUCUUAUCGUGUUAAUUACUGUAAUAUUUGGAAAAAUAUCGAUGUCAGUCUGAAAAUAAAUGGCUUCUGCAACUUCA
Messenger RNA from Nilaparvata lugens (brown planthopper), 2319 nucleotides. RefSeq names its product dnaJ homolog subfamily A member 2. The transcript is spliced from 8 exons. Gene Ontology annotation, cellular component: cytosol; cytoplasm. The record is from RefSeq and is a predicted model, not a curated record. Gene Ontology annotation, molecular function: Hsp70 protein binding; ATP binding. Lineage: Eukaryota; Metazoa; Arthropoda; Insecta; Hemiptera; Delphacidae. Bases 280 to 1494 code for a protein of 404 amino acids. Gene Ontology annotation, biological process: protein refolding; response to heat.